GCGUGCAUGGGUGACAGCAAAGCGGUCAGUGAUCGACGGAGACAGCUUUACGGGCCACCCAGGCUUGCAGCAGUCACAGAAGUACGGCAUGUCUUACAGUCGGACCACGUGUUACGGAAAGGAGAACUGUACGACAGUCGUGGAGAUCCGUGGAGGACAACUACGAACGAUUCGUUCAAGGGAGAUUCAGGAAACCGCGCAAAAGGUCGAGAUCCGAAGGAACAAUUGAAGACCAACUUUCAGUUGGGUUCGUAUGAUGUCGUCGAACGGUCAACCAUUCAGGAGGAUUUCACAGAGAAGUCGGUGAGAGGGACGAAGUCGUGUGCUCCUCCUGACCUUCAUGACAUCCAUCUGGCGGAUAUGGCACCACGUUAUAUGGAGGAUAAGAGCUUUGGGUCGUCGUUGUAUAAGACAGACUUUGAUGGGAAAAAGCGCUGGAAUGACUGGACGACUUCUGUUGGUCCACACGGCAAGCUAAUCUCACCAGAAGAAAGAAAGAAAACUACCAACUACCUGCGAGCAACACACUUCCAGUUUGGACACGAUGCUCCUACUGUGGCUACUGAAACUGCUGAUGCAUAUGGAACAGUAUCAGAUGGAUUGAGUAAGACUGGUGUGCCUGGUCUUGCUUCUGAUCGUGGAACAACUCACGUGUUUCGUGCUGGAGAUUAUAACGUUGAGGGUCGACCUGGCAGCUAUGUGUCAGUCCAUAUGAGUGAUUUUGGGCAGCAAACGGCUGCUGGAGUGUCGACGGUUAUACCUAAGGCAUAUGGACACGUGUUACCAAAAGAGACUCCCAGCAGCAAUCUUGCAGCCAGCGCACUUCGUCACGCUCUCCAACAACAGAACUACAAUCAUUUCAGCAAUCCACGCGACCCCGUCAGCGUCAAUCUACUGAAAGCAUUUACCAAAUACGAUCGCGAUCGAUCCGGAUUCAUAACGUUUGACGAGCUGCAAUUGAUGUGCCUAGACUUAAUGGGAAAUCAAGCCUCGUUUUCAGAACAGGAACUAAGAGAUCUGCUGAGAGAAUGUGACCAGAAUGAAGAUGGUCAAAUUGAUUACAAUGAGUUCUUCCGGUUUCUUGUUUGUCAAUCUCAGCCGGUUGCUGUCGAUGGGGCAUUUGUGAGCAGUCAGCAGGAGAGUUAUAGGAAGCAAGAGAAGGAUGAGAAAUUGAUGCAGAAUGUGAAGAGAAGACUACAUGAAGAUCCUAUAGCUGAUGGUAACUAUCAGAUAUCAACACAUUUCCAGUUUGGUACAAACGAAGCCUUUCCAUCGUCCGUAUACACUGGAGAUUACACACAGAUGCGUCGACCAUGUGUCAAACCGGAUCGCUGUCCACCACCGAUCUCAUCGAAGAUGAUACCAGAGGAACCAGACAGGCGGACAGGAAUGCCCACACAACGACGCGACUAUGUCGAUCACUCAACAGCACAAACGGCCACCAGCACUGAACAAGACGUGUCAAAGAACAAGGAGAGACACAAGCUACAGUCGGUUGCAUUCUCAUGUAAUCCACACGCGUAUAGUGAAGAUAGACAGAAGUCAGUCACUCAGUUAGCAUAUUGCGGCAAAACGAGUCUUCCAGCCGAGCGGUUACUCAACUCUUUACCUCAAUACAAACAUUUACAAAGCGAUGAGGCUUUGCUUGUUCCACCAAGGGAACCGAAAGAGAGUGAGGCACAGUCACGUUUUGUGCCUCCAAUAACAAGUGUGGAGUUGGCAGCACAGAAGAGGAGGGAAAGUCGCAUGGAGAUGAAGGAGAGAUUGAAGGAUAACAAGCAAACGCAUUUCCCGUUUGGAUUUGAUCCUGACACGAAGAUCAGUGAACAAAAGUUUCAGUUUGAAUCCAGACCUCCAGUGGACUCCACAGUUCCUGCUGCUGGAGUUUCUGGCACUACACAUUUCUCACAUGUGACACCCAGUGAAGCACAUGGGAAUGAUGGCAGUGGUGAUUCCUUGUCAGGUGGGGUUCAAAAUGAGAUUGUAAAGAAGACCUAUGAAAGACAUCUCAAUCCUCGGGAUCCGAUCCACAUGAACCUCAGAAUGGCAUUCCUCGAGUUUGACACCGAUCUAUCAGGCAAGAUAUCACGACAAGAAAUCAUGAAAGUUUGUGAGAAAUACAACAUAGAGAUUGAUCCUGUCACUCUUAAUGACAUUCUUAAAAGAUGUGAUCAAGAUGGAGAUGGAAUGGUUGAUUACAAUGAGUUCCAAGCAGCUUUCUCUAGGCGACGUUCGUCGGAUGGAAUGUUUGAGACGGUCAUGAAGGGUGACUACAAACCGAUUCAACAGAGACAAUUCACAGAAAUGCAAAAGCAAGUAAUUGCUGCUGAUCAAAGUCGCACAGUCUGUUCUGCCCAAACACACUUCUUUCACACAGAUCAUUCAAACAAUCCUCAUCUCUCAACAACAACCAACGACUUCAUCAAACCUGAAAUGAUGCACAGAUCAAAAGCUGCAGCUUUGUGACUGUGAUGUGUCAAGGUUGCUUGUCUUCAUCGCUUGUUGAGAAACAUGUACAACACAUUUUAAUAUAAUGGAUGGUCGAUUGAUAGAAAUUGUCUAUUGUAGUUCUGAGGAUAUAAGUGUACAUGUAGAUCAAUAGGAUAAGCAUCAU
This is a messenger RNA of Corticium candelabrum, 2614 nucleotides long. RefSeq lists its product as uncharacterized. The coding region runs from base 7 to 2466 and encodes 819 amino acids. Gene Ontology annotation, molecular function: calcium ion binding. Lineage: Eukaryota; Metazoa; Porifera; Homoscleromorpha; Homosclerophorida; Plakinidae. The record is from RefSeq and is a predicted model, not a curated record. The transcript has 23 exons.